Molecule: messenger RNA, 6738 nt
Organism: Epinephelus fuscoguttatus (brown-marbled grouper)
Lineage: Eukaryota; Metazoa; Chordata; Actinopteri; Perciformes; Serranidae
Gene: vash2
Product: vasohibin 2
Exons: 9
Coding region: 964-2076 (370 amino acids)
Biological process (GO): regulation of angiogenesis
Cellular component (GO): cytoplasm
Source: RefSeq, a predicted model, not a curated record
GGAUACGAGCGACGGAGGGAUACAGGGAGAACAGCAGGUAGCUAGUGGGUCCGUUUUAUCCACAGUGAUUUAAUCAUGUAAGGGAUUGAAGGAACCUUUUUAUCAACAUGAAGUCGGAUUUUAUGGGGAGAUAGCUGCUACCGAGGCGCCGUGCAGGCUGCUGACGGGGAGGAAUGCACACUGGAGGUCAUUUUCCCGGACUGGGGAGGUGGGAGGCAACGGCCCCCGCAGUGUUGUGAGGGAUAUUGUUAGCUAGCUAGCUAAACAGAAGGACUUCCGGUUAAUAUUUUCAAAAUAAAAAAGCUCCGACAAGAGCGGGAUUUGUUUGAUUGAUGUUCUCGGGAGAAAAUUUUACUUACAUGCGUGAACUUAUCAAAAACGAAUCCGCAGUGGGUUUAUGAGUAUGCUGCAACGACUCGUGCUAUUGAUUCUACAAACACGCAACAUCGACACACUUGCUACUUUUACUUUGAAGUGGAAUUUACCGCAUCCCCAGUCCAAUUGUCGUUAGCUCUUGCUAGCUUGACACAUACAAGAAGGGGUGAAGUUACAAAGCCUCAGACCAAAACAAGACUUCUCAUCUUGUGGUGGACAACGCCGCCUUGCUAUGAAUGGGACCUACCUCGUCUCACUGUGUUUUUUCCGAGUCAAAUGCCUUUUAAACUGGAGGGCCUGUCGGUUAUCUGCAAUUGAAGCUCCAGUGGUGGAAAAUACGGUACGUUUGAAUUAGUAACGGUUGGGAUAUUUCAGCGGAUGCACUCUAACGAAAAAUCCCUGAUUUCGAUGUCAACUUCUGUCUGUGGUGCUCACUUGUGAGGUUUGCAGUGAAAGAUCAACAUGUACUGUCAACCACUGAAAACCAAGAAAAGGCUCUUGUAGCUGGAGGAGGAUUACCUGCCCUAACUUUUCCUCCUCCUCCUCCUCCUCCUCCUCCUCCUCCUCCUCCUCACCCUCUUGGGAUCAAUGACCGGACCCAACUCCCCAAGCCGGACCGGCACCACCUCGGCUAAGCUGAGCAGACAUGGCCGGUCCAAGAGCACCAGCUCGCACUGUCUCCUCCGCUGCAGCACCCAGGAGGAGUCCUCCGCCUCCCCCCCUAACAACAGCCCUCGGUCCCCUGGGGACGAAGAGGAGAAGGAUGGAGGGGUUCUUUUUUAUGUGAACAGGACAGGUUUUCCCAUCGAGAGUGUAACCUGGGAAAGGAUGUGGUCCCACGUGGCUGCUGUGCACCCUGAGGGUCAGGAGAUGGUGGACAGGAUACGAAAUGCUGCAUACCUUCCCAAGCAUUCCGUUCCCUCAGUCCCAACCUUCAAACCGUCCAUGUCGGUUCCAGAUUGGCUUGUGGCCAUCCAGAACUACAUGAAGGCUCUGCAAUACAACCACACAGGAACCCAAUUCUUUGAAAUCAAGAAGAGCCGUCCACUGUGUGGGUUAAUGGAGACAGCAAGAGAGAUGAUCAGAGAGUCUUUGCCAAUCAAAUGUCUGGAAGCCGUCAUCCUGGGAAUCUACCUGACCAACGGGCUGACGUCUCUCGAGCGUUUCCCCAUCAGCUUUAAGACCCAGUUUUCUGGCCACUGCUUCCACCAUGUUGUACUGGGCGUCUACUGCAACGGCCGCUAUGGGUCACUUGGCAUGAGCCGCCGGCAGGACCUGAUGGACAAACCGCUGACACACCGCACACUGGGAGAACUUGUAGCUGAGUUUGAGAGCUCUUACAAAAGAUACCAGCACACUCUGAAGAAGGUGAAGAUCGGCCUGUAUGUGCCUCACGACCCCCACGUCUUUCAGCCGAUCGAGUGGAAGCAUUUGGUGCUGAACGCUGCACGACUGGGAGCCCAGGAGAUGAGGAAGGAACUGGAGAAACACGGCCGAGAUAUGAGGAUGAAGAUCCUUAAAUCAUCCAGUGCGCAGUCACCAAUCAAGGAGCGGAGCCGGGGGAAAUCCUUAUCACCAAGGCGACGGCAGAGCAGUCCCCAGCGACGCUUCACACACCGCAGAGACAAAUCGCCGGCCUCAGUGGAGAGGAAACCUCCGGAGCUUAGCACUCUUAAUGAUGGCUACCAGAUCCGCAUCUGAUCCCCAUCAUUACCUCCCAAUCAUCCAAAAUCCGUCCAGCCUUCUCAGCCACCCUGAUCCUCCUGAAGAGCCUCUACCUGCCAUCGCUUUCAAGAGAGCAGUCACUGCAGCUACAGUGAUUUCACACAGUCAAGGUGGUUGACAAACACACUAAAACAUGUUAAAAGAGCUUUUCUGAGCUGGAAGCAGAACAAUAUUUCAGAAGCCAAGACUCGGACAAAAAGUAACUGGUUGUUCUGGUUUUAAUGCCUAACAGUGGACUGUUCAGUAGCAAUGAAUCCUUGACAACAGUCUCAUCAUUUAACACCUGAGAGUGGCUGCUCUUUCUCUUACACAUACAUUUCAGUCAUGUAGUUGAAGCACUAUCCAUCUGAUGUAGGAUAAGCCCAGAAGAAGUGCUAUCAAUGCAUUUUUAGAUUAACAAGAUUUCAUUGAACUGGUAGGUAGAAAUUAAAGGCUGAGAGCUGUCAUGUCCUGACAACAGAUAAAGGCAAGUGUUGUGUGACCCCUCAGUGACCUUGUGUCUUAGAGAAGGGCUACAACAGGAAGUGAGAGAGAAGAAAGAGUAGAUAUUUGUCAGCAUCAAUUUGUGAACGUAUUUUUCAGUGGUUGAGAGAGACCGGUAUCCAUGGUGGAAGAGUCACAACAAGAACAUGUUCUGUUUCUCUUCGCACAGAACAGACUAAAAAUAUUUAAAUUUAUUGGGGGUUUUGGCAUGUUAUCGUGUUAAAUUAUCAGGUAUCAUGAUGCUACUUCUAUGGCACUAUUUCUUACCGAGAAUUUAAGUCAAGGAUGGGAGCAGCAAUGACUUCACAGGGUUUCAUUUUGUUGUCAGUUUUCCAACAUGGCAGGCCUGGAGGAGGAGAUUCACAGGUGUGGGUGUUGUUAUCCCACUUUAUUCUCACAUCUGCUCAACUACUGCAGCACUUUGGCUUUAAUAAAAAGACCACUGAAGGGAUGUUCAAAAGUAAUAUUUCAGUUUCAAUCCGACCUUUCCAAAACCCCCUGAACCAACAGCAACUUAAAUAAGAUGACUAAGUAGACUUCCACAUGCAGAUUCUAUUGAUCAGAGAGGACGAGUGUAGAAUAAGGAGAGGACGUUCAAUAAGAUAUGCAGGGAUAUCAAAGACACAGAGUCCAUAGAGAGGAAAAGGAAGAAGAAGAGAAGAGGUGGAAAGGGGUGAGAAGAGAGGGAGUUAUAUAGAGAGAGGAUUCACUGCAGAACAUCAGUGAACGAUCAUUAGAGCACUGCGGCAAACCUCCUGCCCCCCACCCUACCCCCUCUCUUAUUCCCCUCCUCCUCUGCCCUCUGUUGACACAUAACUGAAUACAUAACCACAGCUCUGUUUCCAGCCAAGUAAAACUCCUCAAACACAAAAAUGUAAAGACUCAAAUACAGACUCGUGUUGGACAAGAAGUUUAUGGUCACAGUAUCUAAAGCUAAAUAUGUAGACAGAAAGGCACUCACUGAUAUUAUAGUAAAAGAGAAGGUUCAGCAUUUUUGUCCACAAAACUAUUGAUUGAGUCGAUCAUUCAAAAUUCACAUUGUUAUUUAUUCAAUAAGGUGAUUUCUAUUAUUUAUUAUAGCUUAAUUCUUAGGAAAAAACACCUGUUUGAAUGGACAUUUAGCUGUAGGCUAAGCUAGCUUGUCCAUCCGUCCAUCACAUUCUUGUGAACGCAGCAUCUCAAGAAUGCCUGGAGGGAAUUUCUUCAAAUUCGGCACAAAUAUCCACACUUGGACUCAGGGCUGAACUGAUAAGGUUUUGGUGGUCAGAGGUCAAGGUCUGUGUGACCUUGUGUCCGUUUCCAUUCUCGUGAUCGCAGUAUUUCAGGAAAAGCCUUGAGGGAAUUACUUACGAUUUGGUACAAACUUCCACGUUGACUCAAAGAUGAACUGAUUAGAUUUCGAUGGUCAGAGAUCAAAGUCAGUGUGACCUUGCAUCUGUUUCAUUCUCAUAAACGUGAUAUUUCAAAAAGGCCUUGAGGGAAUUUCCUCAAAUUUGGCACAACUGUCCAUUUGGACUAAAUAAUAAACUGAUUAGAUCUUGGUGGUCAGAGGUCAAGGUCACUGUGACCUUGUGUUCACCUUAUUCUCGUGAACACUAUAUUUUCUGACAGCCUUAAAAGGAAUUUCCUUGAAUUUGGCACAAACAUCCACUUGGACACAAGACCAAACUGAUUCAAUUUUGGUGGUUAAAGGUCAAGGUCACUGUGACCUCGCAAAACAUGUUUUUGGCCACAACUUAAAGCUAUAGUGCGUAACUUCUAUCGCCUCCCAGCGGAUAAUGCGUUAUUACAACUAAUAAGCCGGCGGCACUUCCAUGUACACAGAGUAAACACUCGCCACGCACCGUGUACACAAAGUAACACUCGCCAGUCGCCACACACCGUACGCAGAGUAACACUCGCCAGUCGCCACACACCGUGUACACAGAGUUACACUCGCCUCACACCGUGUACACAGAGUAACACUUGCUUCACACUCUGUACACAAUGCUACACAACGUGGCGAACACCAGGCUGCUAACAUUACAUUAUGUUCAUAGCACCAUUUCCAAGAAAAUAAUAAAGUACUAGGUCCAGUACAUGUAACAGCAACACAUACUACUCAUAAUAUAAUUAUAAACCAAGUCACUUACUUAUCCAACAGCAGCAAGGCAACAUCCGUGUCUGCCCUCAGCCCAAUUUCUUUAUACAGGGAUCUCCACCGAGGAAAAGCGACGCCAAUACAAAUCCUUGUUUGCCUUCUCCGUCGGUCACUUUCCUUCUUUGCUAAUAGACCUUCAGCCAAACGUCCAGGCUUUUUCUUUGUGGUAGGAUCCACUUCUGAACCGUGUCUCGGCCGCUUCUCCGCCAUGUUGCUUUCUCCUUCUACCUGCGCUCUACCUCUUGCUAUGACACUCUCUGCUCUUCCUCCCCCUCCCUUCUUGUUGUGAGGAAGCAUUUCCUGUGUGCCAGCGCGGGAAUGUCGCCGGUCGACACGCAAACUAAAAAUGAUAUAUUGAAAAAUACCGCGAGAUGUUAGAGGAGCCGAUUGGCUUAAUCAGCAUUGUGUAAUCUCCUCUAGUAGUGGCUUGGGUGAAACGGACAUUUACGGACCUGUAGAAGUUACGCACUAUAGCUUUAAGAAUUAACACAUAAAUUACGACAAAAUUCAUUAUUCUUUUUUCUUUCUCAUGCCUUAACUCGACUUGUAGUUGAGAUUGAAAUGUGAAUGAUACAGAAUCAACCACAAUACAGUUUAACAUUUAACACAACCACACAUUGAGAGGUCAGCACAUUUGAUGAAUGAGAGCAUUGUGGAUUAUUCUUAAAAUACUGUGAUCUUGAAAAGGGUACCUUAAAAAGUAUAUCCUGAAAAAUUAAAUCACUAGUUUUUCCAAAACAGGUUAGCAGAAGGCUGUGGGGCUUCGGAUGUGUCAACCACACUCUGCUGUAGCCAACCCAUGUUUUCACACAGUAAACUAACGUACUGUUGGCCAGCUGGGUGCUGCCUUCACAGCUGUUCCACCAACAGCUGGAAAAUAAAACAAUUUAGCUGGUCCAAGUUCAGCUGAAGCCAGUUUGUCCACUCAGACAAAAGAGAAGUGAAGGCAGAUGUUGGCCGAGUGAACACUCUAACAAAGGCCUCAUUCAAGACAGAUUUAUCUGACAGAGGGAUACAAUACUCUGCACGCUGUCAGCAGAUAAUACAGGCAGUUGGGACAGUGGGGGCAGGACCUUUACAGGGCUCUAAGAUGAUUGUUUUGGUCACCAAAUGCUCCUAUUAAUGAAAAUUGUCAUGUUUUAAUCUCAUGGAUGAAUGCAUUUUGACUUUUGGUGUAAUACUGAGAAACUGAGAUAUUGAGUCAAAGGACACUGCUCCAGCUCUGCAACAUGAGGGCAGCGCCACUCUGUGUUUGUCAACCUAGAACGUCAAAGAAAGUCAAAAUGUUUUGUUAAAGCAGUUUUCCAAUCAGAAACUCAUAUUUUUAGUUCUUCACAGGGGACAAAUAAGAGUCAGGAAACCACGAAAGUUCUCAGAGCAGCUUGCUGAAUUGUCUUAUUGCUCAAAGAGGCUUCUGUACUGAUGAGAGCCUUGAUGAGAGCAUUCAGUACUGUAUGCACUGCUUCACGCUCGUAUGCGUGAUGUAUCAAAAGGAUUGUCCAAAAAAAAUCCAAUCAAGUCUGAAUUUGAUUGGGGUUUUAUUGUUUGGAUCUUCCUGUUGAGGCCUUCGAUGAUCACAGCUGAGAAAUUUGAAAUCAAAGAAGCUUGAAAUCACACGUCACACAUGUCAUAGUUGGUUUUAACCAGUGAAAUGAUGUUUGAAUAUCACGUAUCAUACCAGAGACAAAAGAGUAUUCAGUUGUUAACAGAAACCUUAUAUCGAAACAUAUUCAACACAUGCUGUACUCAGGUACAGUAUAUAUGUUUGUAUGUCAAAAUGCAUCUACAUUAAGUCAUGUUUGUUACAUCCACAGAAUGUACUGUACGGUUUUAAGCCUUUAGACUGAGAACUAUAGAAGUCCGUUUUUAUUGUUGGCGAGUAUAACCAGCUCUGUUCACAGAAUUAAGGGGUUAAGUUCGUUGCUCAAUGACAUUUUGAGGGCAGCUGUUGAGUGAAGACAAAAGAUUAAAUCCACGAUUUUUAAAAAAAAAAAAAAAAAAAAAAGCAUUAAAGG